Epinephelus lanceolatus (giant grouper) is the source of this 2144-nucleotide messenger RNA. It is a transcript of the gene pus10, whose product is annotated as pseudouridine synthase 10. Gene Ontology annotation, biological process: tRNA pseudouridine synthesis. Gene Ontology annotation, molecular function: pseudouridine synthase activity; RNA binding. The record is from RefSeq and is a predicted model, not a curated record. NCBI's taxonomy places the organism in Eukaryota, Metazoa, Chordata, Actinopteri, Perciformes, Serranidae.
UUCUGAUUGGAAUAGCAGGGAAGAAGCAUUUUACAUGAACAUGCUAACAGGAAACUGAACCUUGUCUUGUUGUAGUAACUUUAUAUCUUUGUGAAUUCACCGCCUCUGUGUCCGCCUGAAGUCAUGCUGCCGCUGAAGGAGAAGGAUAAACCCAUCAUCCAGAAGCUGCUGUCAGCUGGCUGCUGUGCCCGCUGUGUCCUCAGGUUCUGCUGUGUGAGCGUCCAGGCUGCCUACAGAAAACCCCACCAGGAUACACUUAAAGAACUCAAAGCCUUCAUCAACAACACAGAGAACAGCAAAUCACAAGAAUCAGCAGAAGAAAACAGCAAAUCCCAUGAUGCAGCAGUACCAGAUCCAACUGAAGACCCCCCAAGUAAAAGAGCGAAACUGGAGCCCAGUGAGACUGGGUGUCUGCCAGAGGACGACGCUGCUGCUGUUGUCAGACUGAAGGAUGAAGAGUCGAGUGUGUGUGUGGUGUGUUUGGGGAUCCUGCAGGAACUCUGUGGCCCGACUCAGGCUGUAAAGAUAGCAGAGAAGGUGAAGGCAGAAAAGUACGAGUUCGACACUCUGGUGCUGUCUGUCUCUCUGCCUGCUCAGCUGUGUGUCCGAGAGCACUCCUGUUGGCUUCAUGUGAAGAAGGAAUUAAGAGAGAAGAGUAUGGCAGUCGACAAGGACGACGUCAUCCAGGUGAAGGAGGCCUUUAAGUGGAUCAUGCAGGGUCAGGUCGCCAAGGAGCUGGGGGGCAUUGUAGUAGUUACCAGGAGUUUCUUCGAGGUCGGUGUGGAGUUCACUCACCCAGAGACGGACGCUGACUGCCACUUCCUAGCAACAACGUGUGCUGACUGCUUCAAACCCACCAAGAACAAACAGUCGGUGUUCACCCGGAUGGCCGUGGUCAAAGCUCUGGAAAAGAUAGAUGAUGCAAAAUUCCUAAAACAUUACCCUUGUCCACCAGCUCAGCCGAGCAGCAGCUGCAUCUCUCAGGACGUCCAGUGUCUCCAUGUGUCUGUCUUUGUGGCAGGGAGGUACAACAAGUUCUGUCGCAGUCUACCUCAGACUCCCUGGGUCAUCGACGGAGAGAGGAGGAUGGAGUCGUCGGUGGAGGAGCUGAUCGCAGCGCCCAUCCUGUCUGCCUUUAGAGCCGACGGAUUCAAUUUCUCCUCGUCUGGCAGGGAAGAUGUGGAUGUCCGGACUCUUGGAAAUGGUCGUCCGUUUGCGAUGGAGCUGCUGAAUCCUCACAGAUCCAGAUUCAGCAAAGUGGAGAUGAAGCAGCUGCAGGAGACCAUCAACAAGUCUUCAGACAAAAUCAGGGUGAGAGACCUGCAGAUUGUUACCAGGGAGGCCAUGAGUCGGAUGAAGGAGGGAGAGGAGGAGAAAACCAAGUCAUACACGGCGCUCGUCUGGACUCAGAAACCCAUUCAGAGUGAAGACAUCGCCUUCAUCGAUGACAUCAAGGAUCUGACUCUGGACCAGAAGACUCCUCUGAGGGUGUUGCACCGACGGGCACUGGCCGUCCGUCAGCGAGUCGUCCACAGUAUGACCACCCGCUUCCUGGACUCUCAUCACUUCUACCUGGGGCUGAAGACACAGGCCGGGACUUACAUCAAAGAGUUCGUCCACGGAGACUUCGGUCGCACCAAACCCAACCUGUGUCAGCUGCUGAAGACCGAUACCGACAUCCUGGAGCUCGACGUGGAGUCUGUGGAUGUGGACUGGCCUCCGCCCAUACCAGAGUGAACGCUGCCGCCGCCUUCAUCCUGUCUCUGAGAGGCCACAGAUGUUCAAUUUCCAUGAGACCGAAGGUGACCGUGUGUAGGAGAACGACACCAGACCAUGGAUGUGGUUCAGAGUGCCUGAGACUGUAACCAUAAUGUGGAGGUGAAGAGGAAACCAUGAACUCACAGCAGUUACACAGUCCUGCUGGCUGCUUUGUGAAGCCUGCUCCGUUCAUGGUUUGGUUCUGGAUUUGCCUCCUUGACUGUGUCUUCAGUUUUAUCACAGCAAAUGUUUUUGUACACUUUCGAGUGGUCUUCUUCUGUUGUGAUUAGUUUCAGGCAAGUCGUUUUUUCUGUAACAAGACUGUAAGUGAAAUGAAGCAGUGACGCUCAUUAAACCAGAAUUGUUUUGUUUGGUAUGAAAAUGUA